AUGUCUUCGCUUCCAAACUCAGGGACCAUGCUUCCUCCUGCGGUUCGUUACGCCAAGAUAAUUGGGACUGUAGGCUCUGGGGUCCUAGCUGGACUUUACUAUACGCAUUCUCGUCAUACAAUUCCGUCUCUCCUCGAAUCCUCUGUACCUACAGAGAAAAUGGUCAAGAGUUUUAAGAAAAUUAAAGAAACCACCGAUCGACCGAUGUUAUACACGCUUCUUGCUUCCACAUCAUCCUUUGCAUACGUGUCCUACUAUCUAUACUCGAACCCUCCGGACGUAUCGGUAGCAAAGACCACGUUCUCCUCGAGUUCUUUCAUACCCUCAACAACAACCGAGUAUCCGCUUGGAUAUGAGUGGGCAAUGUACGGUGCCUCGACUGUGCUGUUGGCAAUUGUCAUUCCAUAUAGUCAGAUAAUCUUAAAGAAAGCUAAAUCGAGUUUACUGGCCGCUGCGGAAUCAGUGGAGCAGAAUGAGAAAAGAAAAAUGGGGGUUCAAGUUGUGGAUGACAGGAAAGUGAAGAGAGAUUUGGAAGAGUGGAGUUCAAGGAGCACUUUUAGGGCUGGGUUAGCGGGCGCGGCAACGGUUAUAGCAGUGUUUGCUUUGGCAGGUUAA
Morchella importuna is the source of this 615-nucleotide messenger RNA. RefSeq lists its product as uncharacterized. The record is from RefSeq and is a predicted model, not a curated record. Bases 1 to 615 code for a protein of 204 amino acids. The transcript is spliced from 2 exons. Lineage: Eukaryota; Fungi; Ascomycota; Pezizomycetes; Pezizales; Morchellaceae.